AUGGCUCUCCUCUUCACACAAGCCGAGGCCGACUUCAUCGUCCGCACCUUCUGCGGUCGACCCGACGCCAAUGCCGUGCAUUCGUCCGCCAAGCACAAGCAGAUGCCGCCCCACUCGCCCAACGGCGUCGACGAUCCCCUCGAUGCCCUCCUGUUCUGCGACCUGCCACUCGACCACUCCCCAACUAAUGAGAUACCUCACGUCUGCCUCGCGCCCGACUGCCACCAGCGCACCCAAGCAACGCGCGGCUACUGCCGUCAGCAUGGUGCCACCAAGCGCUGUGCGUUUGCAGGUUGUCCGCGUGGCCCCCAGCGGGGUGGCUUUUGCAUCACCCACGGCGGCGGCCGCCGCUGCACCGUUGACGGCUGCAACAAGGCCGUUCAGACCGCCGGCCUCUGCAAGUCUCACGGCGGCGGUAUCCGCUGCGGCGCCGACGGCUGCGACAAGAGCUCGCAAGGCGGUGGCUAUUGCCGAAAACACGGUGGCGGCAAGCGCUGUCAAGCUGUUGGCUGCGACAAGAGCGUGCAGCGGGGCAGCUUUUGCGUGCAGCACGGCGGCGUCCAGUACUGCAAAUUCGAUGGCUGCCACCGCACGGACCGCGGUGGCGGCUGCUGCGACGUCCAUCGCCACAACAACGAGUGCACGGUUGGGGCUGCAUGUCACCAAGGUCUCUGCGCUGCACACAAGCGGCGACAUGUCCGUGUGUCGUACGCGGUGCCAGCUUUCCUCUAUGCCUCGUGA
This is a messenger RNA of Saprolegnia parasitica CBS 223.65, 741 nucleotides long. RefSeq lists its product as hypothetical. Bases 1 to 741 code for a protein of 246 amino acids. The transcript has a single exon. The record is from RefSeq and is a predicted model, not a curated record. Lineage: Eukaryota; Oomycota; Saprolegniomycetes; Saprolegniales; Saprolegniaceae.